AAUUACACCAGUGCCCGAAUUACUUUGUCACAGCUGUGUUUUUAUUUAUUUGUUCGAUAACAUGUCUGUACAUAAAAAUAUUAUAUUUGGCCACCAAAACCUUGUCCUGCCGGUUCAUAUGAAUUAUGGAAAACACUUUCUUGAACAAAUUAUAGACUUUGAGGAUAAAGUUGCUCUUAUAAAUGGAGUUACGGAACAACACAUUACAUACGCCGAAUUGGCCCAGCAAAUAUUAAAUGUCGCUGCGAGCUUGCAGCGUUUCUUAAAGAAAAAUGAAGUGGUUGCUAUCUGUAGCGAAAACAGAAUUGAAUUCAUAGUUGCUGCAAUUGCGGCGCUUUAUAUUGGUUCUGUGGUUACCUUCAUUAAUAGUGCUUAUAGCAAAGAUGAGCUCGUGCAUGCUGUCAGUAUUUCAAAACCAAGAUUUGUGUUCUUGUCAGAGGACGCAUACAACAAGCACGCCAAGAGUUUUCUCCACGUUAGAUUUAUCCGAAAGUACUGCGUUUUUGGUAACUCUCUUAACAAAGCAAGAACUUUAUCUUUCACGGACCUAGCUAAGGAAUUCGCUGAUAGUAAAUCCAUAAUACCCGCAGACUUCUACGGCAGAUCAGAAACAGCCAUCAUUCUCUAUUCAUCUGGUACUACAGGUUUACCUAAAGGAGCUAAAAUCACACAUGUUAACAUGAUUGUUACGUCACAACAACCAGAACCAACCUCGCGAAAUUUAAGAACACUCAUGGUCGCGCCGUGGUGUACUUGUAUGGGAUGGGAUCUUACAACAAAAUGCCUCUUUAAUGGCAAAACUGUUGUUUUCCUUUCUAGAUUCAAUGAGCAAUUAUAUUUAGAGGUUAUUGAAAAAUAUAAGGUUGGAUUUCUCGUGAUAGCUCCCCCUUUAGUAGUAAUGUUGUGCAAGUCAACAAUAUUAAAGAACUUUGAUGUGAGCUCGGUGAAAACGAUGAUAAGCGGUGGUGCACCCCUUGAUGAUAAGAUAAUCAAUAAAGCAAAGCAGAGAUUCCCAAACCUGCGUAUCGUUCUACAAGGAUAUGGCAUGACUGAAGCUACGGGAGCCGUUACCACAGAAACGGAAACCAUGAAUAAGCAAGGCCGCAGUUGUGGAAAAAUUAUGCCUGGAAUUGUCAUCAAGGUGGUAGAUUUAAAAACAAGACAACCUUUAGGGCCCAACCAACAAGGUGAAGUAUGCGUGAAAGGAUCAGCUCUGUUCAAUGGCUAUGUCUGCAAAAAGCAAGAGCUUGAUGAAGAUGGCUUUUAUAGAACUGGCGAUAUUGCAUAUUAUGACAAAGAAGGUUUCUUCUACGUAGUUGAUAGAUUGAAAGAACUCAUCAAAUACAAGGCUUGGCAGGUGGCACCUUCCGAACUCGAAUCAGUGAUACUUCAGCAUCCAGCAAUAAAAGAUGUUGGUGUUGUUGGUAUCCCUGACAAGGUGGCUGGUGAGGUACCGGUUGCAUUUGCUGUGAAGAAAGGCAUAGUCAGUGAAAAAGAACUUAUGGAUUUCGUCUCAUCUAAGGUAUCACCAUGGAAAAGACUAAGAGGGGGAGUAAGAUUUAUCGACGAGAUCCCGAAGACUGGAAGCGGAAAGAUUCUUCGAAAACAACUGCGCGCAAUGCUUGAAAUUGUUCCUACGAGCAAAUUGUAA
Messenger RNA from Hyposmocoma kahamanoa, 1651 nucleotides. Its product is annotated as 4-coumarate--CoA ligase 1-like. Gene Ontology annotation, molecular function: long-chain fatty acid-CoA ligase activity. NCBI's taxonomy places the organism in Eukaryota, Metazoa, Arthropoda, Insecta, Lepidoptera, Cosmopterigidae. The record is from RefSeq and is a predicted model, not a curated record. The transcript has 10 exons. Gene Ontology annotation, biological process: fatty-acyl-CoA biosynthetic process; long-chain fatty acid metabolic process. Bases 62 to 1651 code for a protein of 529 amino acids.